Molecule: messenger RNA, 876 nt
Organism: Linum tenue
Lineage: Eukaryota; Viridiplantae; Streptophyta; Magnoliopsida; Malpighiales; Linaceae
Source: the annotation of a GenBank genome assembly
AUGGAGAGUCCUCCUAACAACAACACUAGCAAGAUCAGUAGUAGUAGUAGUAAAGGUAAACGCAGCCCUCCAGGGAACUCGAGAUGGAACCCGACGAGUCCCCAGAUCAACUUGCUCGAGGGUUUGUACAACCAAGGCCUCCGGACGCCAACUCCGGACCAAAUCCAGCAGAUCGCCGCCAUGCUCAGCGCCUACGGCCACAUCGAGGGCAAGAACGUCUUCUACUGGUUCCAGAACCACAAAGCCCGCCAGCGCCAGAAGCUUAAGCAGGACAUCCUCGACAUCACCUCCACCGCCGCCGCUAAUCAUCACCACAACAGUCAACUCCCUUUCCUUGGUCAACAUCACCAUCAGUACUUCCUUCGCAACUCACAGCCUCCUCCAGUUAUGUGUGGGUCGUACUAUGCGCCACAACAACAAGCGGAAGAUCAGGUAAGGCUGAUGACACGUCAGCAACAACCCAACAACGUUAUGGUGGUCCCACCGGGAGGCGGCUCUAAGGGGACGCAGAAGGUUCAAAGUUCCGACAAGAUGAUAACAAGGACGGUGGCAGCUACCGCCGCCGCCGCCUAUCAUGACCGCCGCCACAGAGCAGCCGUCUCUGUGUCGGGAAACGACGACGAUGAUGAUUGUGAUGAUAAUAAUAACAGUCGUGAAACGCUCCAGCUCUUUCCUCUGCACCCGACUGGCGGUUUGCUGGGAAGGGCUUUGUCUCCGCCGCCAUACGACAAUAAUUCUAGCUCUGUUGGGGAGACUGCUGCUGUAAGCUUCGACGACGACGACAAUUCUAGUGCUGGUGUUGGUGUAGGCUGCUGCAGCAGCUUCGACUUCUUCUCCCUCGGGCAGUCUCGUUUUUGUCGGCCACAUCGAUUUUGA